Messenger RNA from Ricinus communis (castor bean), 934 nucleotides. RefSeq lists its product as uncharacterized. The coding region runs from base 371 to 742 and encodes 123 amino acids. The transcript has 2 exons. The record is from RefSeq and is a predicted model, not a curated record. Lineage: Eukaryota; Viridiplantae; Streptophyta; Magnoliopsida; Malpighiales; Euphorbiaceae.
GUAUUGUUAGUGGUCAAAAGAGAUCACCAAUUACAAUCAAACUUGAACAAAUCCCAGGUAUAUAUGUUUACCAACUGAUUGCCAUAAGAAGUCCAAAGAUAAUCAACGAAAUUCAAGCAAAGCAUUGAAAGCAAGGUGCAGACACACAUAAAGGGAGUCGUUUUCAGGCAGUUUUUUAGGCUUAACAAAGAAGGUGACUCACGUAACUCUAUAUCGUGUCCAUUUUGUCAUGCCAUAAAGCCACCCCACCUCUUCCAAAAAAAAAAAAAAAAAACCGCCUAAACUGACCUUCACACCUCACUCGUGGCCUUCUCUUCGCAUAAAUUCUAACCAUCCCUGUUAUUCUCCAUAUCCCUCCUCUCUCUUUGCCAUGGCUUAUAAACUCUCAAAGAAGCCUGUUUUCACAUUAAUGGCUAUAGCAGAUGUUGCUUCAUGGUACUGUGCUCUUGUUCUGGUUACCCUUAUAUUGCAGAGUUCCCUAAGAGAGACAUCCAUCUACGAUCCAUAUGAGGUAUUCAAAGGCAACCAAAUCUUGGACAGACCUUGUGACGAGAUUUAUGUUGUCCAAGAAGGAGAAACUCUUCAUACUAUCAGCAGUAAGUGUGGUGAUCCCUUUAUAGUGGAGAAGAACCCUCAUAUUCAUGACCCGGAUGAUGUUUUUCCUGGACUUGUCAUUAAGAUUACUCCUUCAACACCUAUAAAGAUGUUAAGAUAUUCUGUAAUGAAAGAGGAUAAUGAAUGAGUACGUGAGGUGAAGUGUGUGUAAAAAGGACAUAUCAGGCUUCGGGGAACUUACAUGUUGACAUGGUUGUUGAUUCCCAGUUUCGUAUAUGCCAGUGGUCCAUCAGAUCUACGCUGUCGUUUUCUAUGUGUUUGUUACCACCACAAAAAAAAUAAAUAAAAUGAUUCUUUAUUUUUUCUUUCAGUUGAUAAA